Messenger RNA from Diabrotica virgifera virgifera (western corn rootworm), 1102 nucleotides. RefSeq names its product prostaglandin reductase 1. The record is from RefSeq and is a predicted model, not a curated record. Lineage: Eukaryota; Metazoa; Arthropoda; Insecta; Coleoptera; Chrysomelidae. The transcript has 6 exons. Gene Ontology annotation, cellular component: cytoplasm. Gene Ontology annotation, molecular function: 2-alkenal reductase [NAD(P)H] activity; 15-oxoprostaglandin 13-reductase [NAD(P)+] activity. The coding region runs from base 71 to 1075 and encodes 334 amino acids. Gene Ontology annotation, biological process: prostaglandin metabolic process.
CAAAUCAUUAUUAGAGGUUAAGAGCUGUUUGCCGAUUGUCAGUAAGUACAUACGAAUUAAAAACAAAAAUAUGGUUAAGGCAAAAAUAUACCUCUUCAAGAAAUAUUUUGAUGGUUAUCCAAAAAAUACUGACUUUAAAUUAAUUCAAAAAACAGUACCACCAGUACAUAAUAAUGAAUUUUUAGCCGAAGCAGUAUAUUUUAGUAUCGAUCCCUAUAUGAGGUCCUAUUCCUCAAAGUAUCCAUUAGGAAUUCCUUUUGUGGGAUCACAGGUAGCAAAAAUAAUCGAAAGCAACAAUGAAGAAUUCCCCGUCGGAAGAUAUGUGGUUGGUAACUUUGAUUGGAAAACUCACACAGUAUCAAAUGGAAAAGCUCCUGAAGGCCAUAUAUUUACCCAGGAUCCAUAUCUUUUACCAGAUAUAGGAACUUUACCUGUAUCUACAGGACUUGGAGUAUUAGGAAUGCCGGGGAAUACGGCUUAUUUUGGUGUAACCGAAAUACUGAAACCCAAACAAGGAGACACUGUAGCAAUAUCUGGAGCAGCUGGUGCUGUGGGCAGCAUUGCAGGUCAGCUGUGCAAGUUAAUGGGUUGUAAAGUAGUUGGAAUUACGGGAUCACAAGAAAAGGGUAGAUGGUUAGUUAAUGAUCUAGGUUUUGAUGUUUAUAUAAACUAUAAAACGCGUAACUUGGAUGAUGCUCUCAAAGAAGUUGCACCGGAAGGAAUCGAUUGCUACUUUGACAACGUUGGAGGUCAAAUAACAUUCUCAGUACUGAAGCACAUGAACCGCUAUGGACAUACAGCUGUAUGUGGAGGAAUUUCGGGAUAUAAUGAAACAGACCCCAAAGUUCCCGAUCUUGCUCUUCUUAUUGUAAUGAAAGAAUUAUCCAUCCAAGGGUUUCAUGUCCAUCGAUGGUUGGACCGAUGGAACGAAGGAAUACUCAACAAUUUAAAGUUAAUACAAGAAGGCAAGCUAAAAUAUAAAGAAACUGUGUUUGAAGGAUUUGAAAAUUUAUACAAAGCUUUUCUAAGCAUGAAUAAAGGUGAAGGGAUAGGCAAAAUCGUUGUUAAAGCAUAGAAUAAAAUAAAAUAUAUUGAUAUUAAA